CAUUAUCCGGCCACCACAUGUGCAACACGUAUCCUCCUUUUCUUUGUUUUCCACGCAUUCCUGCUCUCAUCCCUUUCUCUCCUUUUCGUUCUUGCUCUCGCUCACAGAAACAGAAACAGAAACCUCUCUCUCCUGCUCUCAUCCCGCUGCUAACAGUUGCAACGGCGAUCUUUCUUUUAAUUUUUCCCUAUUUUGUGGACAUCGACGAUACUGUUCCCCAAAAGAUUGUGGUUCACAAGACUAGUCCAAGAGAGAUCCAUUUUAGACGCGUUGGACCACGUCAAAAGAUUUAUUUUGAGUCUGAUGAAAUGCAUGCAUGUAUUGUAACGUGCACUGGUCUAUGCCCUGGGCUUAACACAGUUAUUAGGGAAAUAGUGUGUGGCCUUAAUUACAUGUAUGGCGUUAGCAGGAUCCUUGGGAUAGAGAAUGAAUGCUAAUUGAAAAGCUGGCUUCACUCGAGGCAUCCUAUAGGGACCAUGCUGUUCCCUCCGACGGGACAUUGAAGGUGACUUUAGCAACUGUAAGAUGAGGAACAAUAGCCAUUCUUCAAGUGAAGGGGUCAAACACAUCUUAUGGGGAGCUCUUUAAAGAACGUUUUCAGGAAAACGUUUUCCAUACAGUUCCUCCUAGUGCAGUGGAGAACUUCAGAAAAUUUGUUGAAUCUUACUAGGCUCAAUAUGAGGUA
This is a messenger RNA of Nelumbo nucifera (sacred lotus), 685 nucleotides long. Lineage: Eukaryota; Viridiplantae; Streptophyta; Magnoliopsida; Proteales; Nelumbonaceae. The record is from RefSeq and is a predicted model, not a curated record.